Molecule: messenger RNA, 807 nt
Organism: Postia placenta MAD-698-R-SB12
Lineage: Eukaryota; Fungi; Basidiomycota; Agaricomycetes; Polyporales; Adustoporiaceae
Exons: 4
Coding region: 1-807 (268 amino acids)
Source: RefSeq, a predicted model, not a curated record
AUGCACGCGCCGACUCGUCUUUCGUUUUCUGUCUCUCUCCUUGUUUUGUCUUUCUUUGGGGUCGUGCUUGCCGACACGCAUGCAGUAGGGAGGAGCCUGCAUCAUUGGGGCUCCAGGAAGCACGCCGAUGUCGAAGCACGGCGCACGAACGCGAAGCGCGUCGACAACGCGAGGCUGAGCUACUACGAUGCUGGCCAAAAUGCGUGCGGCUCAGUAGACACAGAUAGUGAUUUUAUUGUUGCUUUGAACACAGACCAAUGGAGUGGUGGGCAGUAUUGCUACCAGACAAUCACAAUUUCGUACGGAGGGAAGAGCACGCAAGCCAAGAUCACCGAUGAGUGUCCUGGAUGUCCGAGUGGCGGUCUUGACCUCUCCCGUGGCCUCUUCGAUUUCUUCGCACCCGAGUCCCAGGGUAUUAUCUAUGGCACAUGGGUCUUCGGCGACGGCGCACCACCCACCACAUCCAGUACCUGGGUUGCACCGAGCACGAUAUGGACACCAACGUCGACUUGGGUCGCGCCCACUACGUUUUGGACACCGACUUCCACCUGGGAGCCGACGUCGACAUACUCCGCGCCCUCAUCGUUCUCCAGCUACAGCUCGAUCUCGACAUUCAGCUCCGUUUUGUCCAUCAGCACGUCGUCAUUGCCCUCGAGCAGCGCGACGCCGUCGACGACCGCUAGUGCCACUGCCACUGCCACUGCUGCUGCUCAAGAAUCACCUGCGUUCGACCAAGGUAAUCUGAACCAGUUCAACAUGGCCCUUGUCGGAAUGAGCGGUCUUCUGUACGCGGCCAACUGGACGUGA